AUGGGUUGUUCUUCAUCAAAAAGCAAGGCCAGAGUAGCAGCUGAUGAACAAGGAGAUUAUGAUAAAGCUGUUCUAGCAUUAAAGGUCAAUCGUGAUCGUCUAAAGAAAUACCAAUUACGCUUAGAAGCAGAUAAUGAAAAACAAAUUCAAGUUGCAAAGCAAUUAGCUAAAGAAGGCAAACUUGAUCGUGCUAAGCUUGCUCUAAGAACCAAGAAGGCACGUGAAGCAAUGAUUGUUAAGACAGAUGGAAUGCUAACACAACUUCAAGAGCAACUCAAUCAUCUUGAGAAUGCAAAGAUGAUCAAAGAAUUUGCUAAGAACUUAGAAAUGACUAAUUCUGUUCUUAAGACAAUGAAUGAACAACUUACUCCAGAAAUGGUUGAAAAGUUAAUGGAUGAAAACCAAGAAGAGACAGAAAAAGUUAACGAAAUUACAGAUUUACUUAGUCAGAAUAUGACUCCAGAACUAGAUGCUGAAGCAGAAGAAGAAUACGAAAGAAUGCUCCAAGAAAUGGAAAAUGGAGAAGAAAAACAGCAAAAUGAGCCAGAAGCAGAAGAACAGGAAGAAGCAAAACCAGAAAAAGUUGCUGUUGCUGCUUAA
Molecule: messenger RNA, 600 nt
Organism: Trichomonas vaginalis G3
Lineage: Eukaryota; Parabasalia; Trichomonadida; Trichomonadidae
Product: vacuolar transport
Exons: 1
Coding region: 1-600 (199 amino acids)
Biological process (GO): late endosome to vacuole transport via multivesicular body sorting pathway; vesicle budding from membrane
Cellular component (GO): multivesicular body; ESCRT III complex
Source: RefSeq, a predicted model, not a curated record